This is a messenger RNA of Nannospalax galili (Upper Galilee mountains blind mole rat), 3290 nucleotides long. It is a transcript of the gene Synj2bp, whose product is annotated as synaptojanin 2 binding protein. NCBI's taxonomy places the organism in Eukaryota, Metazoa, Chordata, Mammalia, Rodentia, Spalacidae. The transcript is spliced from 4 exons. The record is from RefSeq and is a predicted model, not a curated record. Gene Ontology annotation, molecular function: protein binding. The coding region runs from base 120 to 557 and encodes 145 amino acids.
CUCUUCCGGUCCGGGAGCUGAGGAAACCGAAAAAGCUAUGCUCCGGACGCGGCGCGGAGCUUGAUUCACCUUCACCUGUGCCCGCUGACCCUGGCCGGAAGCCCGGAGAGAAGGAAAACAUGAACGGAAGGGUGGAUUAUUUAGUCACAGAGGAGGAGAUCAACCUGACUAGAGGACCCUCAGGGCUGGGCUUCAACAUCGUCGGUGGGACAGAUCAGCAGUAUGUGUCCAACGACAGUGGCAUCUACGUCAGCCGCAUCAAAGAGGAUGGGGCUGCAGCCCGGGAUGGGCGGCUCCAGGAGGGUGAUAAGAUCCUCUCGGUAAAUGGCCAAGACCUAAAGAACCUGCUGCAUCAGGAUGCUGUGAACCUCUUUCGUAACGCAGGAUAUGCUGUGUCCCUGAGAGUACAGCACAGGUUACAGGUGCAGAAUGGACCUAUAGUACCUCGAGGUGAAGGAGAGCCAAGUGGUCUUCCUGUAGCUAUGGUGCUGCUGCCAGUGUUUGCCCUCACCAUAGUAGCAGCUUGGGCCUUCAUGAGAUUCCGAAAACAGCUUUGAAAGACUUGCUGUCUUCCAAUGUGCCCAGUGAACUUAUACUUCUCUCACCUUCCUUCCCUGCCAUUCUCCCAUGUCCUUUCCUCCCUGCAUAGCCAACACAAUUUAAAGUGACUGCCCGAAACUUUGCUGUUCAAAAUCUCCAAGAUUUCAGAUUCUCUUGGGAGAGUAAAGGUAUUAUUUGAAGGAAAGCUGAAGAAAAGCCUUGCUUAGAACAAAUGAGAAGUCACACAUUUUACUAGAACUGCCAAUAGAAAUUCAGCUGCUACCCAAAGAGGGAGAGAUCAGUCUUCUGUCACCGUGGAUGACACCUUUCUCUUAGCUGCAUUACAUGAAAGGAAGAACGGAUUUUCCUUUUAAUAUUUUUCCCUGGGAAGAGUUUGUGGCCUUUAAUUUAUAACCAUAUACCUGGAUGCCUAUAUUGUACACAAGAGAAUGAAGUUUUUUUUUUACUUUCUUAAAAAAACAAAUACUUAUAUACAGUAAUACACAUAUGCAUAUAUGAUAGUAUAAUAUUGAUGCCUUACGGAGAAUUAAAGAGGUGAAAAACUACAUUGGUUCCUAGGUUUCUAAUGAACAAUCUUUUGGGUGGGAGAUCAUCAUAUUCCUUCAUUUAUAUAAUAUAUAUGUGAACACUCAUAUUGAGCAAUGAGUUCUGGGUUGUAAAGAGAACUCAUUUUUGCACUUGUCUCUAAGUCUUUGUUCACAAGUUAAAGAAAAACAUACAUAAGUGCUAAGGGGUGAUCUUAUUUGAAGAACUUGAAGAGCUGUUGGUAGAAAAUGUAUAGUGGGGAUGGGAAGGUUAGCUUUAAAAGAGGAUGCUCAACCAGUGUCAUCAGAAAAAAUAAUAGCUGAAGCAUCUAAUUGAAAAUUGUAGAGAAGUAUUGUAUAGUAAGUAUGGUGAUGGGGUAAAUUGUUCUGCUUAAGUCAAUCUAGUCAAAAACUUUGAGAUAUAAAGAUAAGUCUUACCAGUAAAUCUCUAGAUUCCCCUCAUGGCUUUUGCAGUGUUUUACAGUGCUCUUAAAGGAAUGGCUGGGAUGAGUUUGGUCAGGCCUAAAGCACUGAGGCCAAACAAACCCUCUAGGCUGCUGAGCAGUAUUUUCAAGUUUCUGAUAAUAGGCAAAACCGGAGAGAACUGUCUGCCUGGUAGGAUGGACCUGAAAUCAGCCUGCUUCUAAUUUGGUUAAGAUGACUGAGGAUUGAAUUACUGAUAUGUGUAUGUAUUCCCCUCAAAGCUGUAAACACUAGUUGUGGCUUUUAAUAAGUUAAUGGACCAUUUUUCAGAGAAGAGGAGGGAAUAAAUUAAGGAAAUUUGGUGUUUCCUGGGUAAGCCCGUGAAUAGAAUGUGGAUGAAUGGAGGCUAGAAAAUAGCAAGAAGGGUAUUGGCCACAUAGGAACCAUGCUGUUCAUGUAGUAUUUAAAUUGGUUUUAGAGCACUGAGGAUAUUUGAACCAAGCCCAAUUUUCUACCUGUAAGAAAAGAAUUUCCAUCUUUUAAAUACACUGACCAGACUGGGCUUAUACAUUAUUGUGACAUAAGAUUAUAAGGACUUUUCCUGGGGUAAUCAGUUAUUCCCUGUUUUUAACAUGGAGAAUCUACCAAUUACUAAACAAGUGCUGAUUGGACAUUAGUUUUGUAAAGAUACUUUUGCAAAGAAGGGAAAUACAUAGACUUCAUCCUAAAGGACUUUUUGGUUCCAUUUAGGAAGAGAACACUUAAAAUGGAAUUAGUCACAUAAGUAGGACAGUGUAAGUUGGCGUCAGAUUUUAUUGCAGACAGCAAAAGAGAGUAACUACAGGGAAUUGGAACACUUAAGACAGUUCCAUGGAGGAAGGGGACAAGUUAAGGACCUUUAAGGAGCUAACCGUCUAGUUAAAAGAAUUCAUGCAUAGCUGAAAAAAAAAUCCUAUCAUCAGGUUGAGAAAUAAGUGAAAACUGUAAGAAAAAAAAAAAAAAGUUACCAUGCAGAACAGAGCACAGCGCUGCAGCAUGCAGAUGACCAUUAGGUGUCUUUAGGAAUUCAGAAGAGGAAAGUGGUUGCUUAGUGGCUUUAAGGUGGAAUGGAAAGGAAUUUAAUGAAAGGAAAGUAAAUUUAAAAGGCUUUAUAAGACUUUGUUUCUGAGUCAACUAUUGAUACCAGGAGAAACUUGCUUUAAGCAAUCCUAAAAAAAUCUGAUGCCUUUCCACCUAAACUAUUCAACGCUUUUUGAGACUAAUUGAGAUAACAGGAGUCACUGUAAGUCUCACAGGAAACACCUGAAGUAUUCCAGGUCUGUCUGCCAGCCCCAUUAUAGAGGCCCCACCUCUGGUACCCUCUUUGUCUCUGAUGGCAUGUGCAACAACUGCCAUGAGCCUGCUUACCUCCCAGGAUUUACCUCAGGGUUUGCACGUGGAUUUUUGCAAGACCUCGAGACAUAGAAAGUGAGACAAAUGGUAAGCAGGAAAGAAAGCUAUUUAGGUUUUUUUUGUCAAUAUAUGUAAAUAAAAAAGAUCAUAACUAGAAGUUUUGCUUUGGUUGGUGGGGAUUCUGAUGUACUUAAUCUGGAAACGUUUUAGGCAAAUAAAUACACUAAGUAUUUUACUCUUGUUCUAUGAGAACUAAAAUGAUCAUAGAUGAAGUAUUGAGAAUCCGUUAUAGGUUGUAAAAACAUUUAUGUUCCUUAUAGACUGAAUCUAAUAUUCUUAUCACAUAAAUUAUGUUUAAAGUUUUAAAAAUUAAAUGUAGUUAUUUUUAAA